CCAGCCCGUAUAUAUACACCGAUAUGGCUCUAAGACCAACAUUGUCUAGUGCCUCCACCGACAUUCUAUAACCAACCAUGAAAACCAUCAUUGCUUUGUCCCUUCUGGCUGUCGCCCUCGCCGCUCCCCAGGCACCAACGGAACCGAUCCCAAUCGUCCGCCAAGACAGUCAAAUCAACCCUGAUGGCUCCUACCAAUAUUCCUAUGAAACUGGAAAUGGUAUUUCAGCCGAUGAGAAGGGAGCUUUGAAAAACAUCGGUGCUGAAGAGCCUGCGUUGGAAGUACAAGGUCAAUUCCAAUACCCAAGCGAAGACGGUGGAAACAUUCAGUUGACUUACAUCGCCAACGAGAACGGAUUCCAACCCCAGGGUGCUCAUCUUCCAACCCCACACCCCAUCCCCCAGGACAUCCAGCGAGCGCUCGACUUUCUGGCAACCGCUUCGCCACAACCUGACAGUCAAUAAAUUUAAGAUAUUGAAUUUUUAAUAAGCGGUGUUCACUGUGUGAAUUUGAGUUAAAAUGAAUUUUUAUACUUUUUUACC
Messenger RNA from Papilio machaon (common yellow swallowtail), 542 nucleotides. RefSeq names its product endocuticle structural glycoprotein SgAbd-8. Gene Ontology annotation, molecular function: structural constituent of chitin-based larval cuticle. The transcript is spliced from 2 exons. Lineage: Eukaryota; Metazoa; Arthropoda; Insecta; Lepidoptera; Papilionidae. The coding region runs from base 78 to 464 and encodes 128 amino acids. Gene Ontology annotation, cellular component: chitin-based extracellular matrix. The record is from RefSeq and is a predicted model, not a curated record.